AUGUUGUGGGUUUUCUAGGAUUCAGUGCAGUGCAUCUCUUUGGGCUUGUUUCUGUUCAUGGACAUCAAAUGAAGAAAGGCAUCCCAGAGAUGGGAAGCCAAAAGUCAGGGAGCUCAUGGUUUUAUAAAUGAUACAGUCGCCCCCAGUGAUGAUGUAAUAUUGCAUAAUAGGGUGACAGGGGGGAGGCAGAGGGAAACAAUGGUCAGCUUCUAUUUCCAACACAUUUCCAUUGCUCUGGGCCAGCAGUAUCCAGCUGAGGGCUGGGCUCUGCAGAGUAGGGUGGCUCCUGGCAGUGUGCAAAGCUGUUUCUAGGACAGGUGGUCAGUACAGAUGGAUCAAAGAGUUCUUUGACAUUGAGUUUUGCUGUAAACAGACUACUACCAGAUAUCCUGUCCCUGGGUCAGCAGUGAGGGAAUUUGCAGCAGUUCAUGGGCUCUUAAAGAUGAGUCACUUCAAGGUUGCUGGAUUUUCUUUCCUAUUGCUCCACUUCCUCUGUUUUCUCUGAAGAUAAAUAAGAAAUAAGAGCCUGACAAUUCUCUUGAGGUCCUGCAGCUUGUUUAUUUUGUGAAACUACUACUAGUUAUCUAAUUCUGUUGCACUUGUUAACGGCAGCUUUCCCAUAAAGCUUGUCCCAAGUAAGCUAGCCACGGCUUUGAGAGCUGAGCUGCAGAGCAGAGAAGAUCAUCUCAGAAACUUGAAGAUGAAGUGCUUUCUUCUGCCAACUCAAUUUGCAUUUCUCUAUAGCUUUGUUCUAAGUAAACCUGUCCAGAUAGCUACAAGAAACAGUGACUUAGACAGUGAAAUAGCUGUGCAUGAAGGAGACAUUCUCCUGAGAAGAGGACAACGCAGUGCAAUCAAUUGUGAGAGCUGUUUAUGGCCCAAGUCACAGGAUGGACUAGUCAAAGUUCCAGUUAGCAUCUCGUCUGAUUUCUCGUUGGCAGAGAGGUCUUGGAUUGCUGAUGCUCUACAAGAGGUCUCCACAUUGACCUGUGUCAAGUUUGUAAAUCGCACUACAGAAACUGACUAUGUGUAUGUGGAACGUGGACAGAGCUGCUGGUCUUACUUUGGAAAAAUUGGAGGUCGUCAAGCAGUAGGCCUGGUGAAAAAUGGCUGCAUGGAUAAAGGAGCAAUUCAGCAUGAAAUGAACCAUGCGCUGGGUUUCAUCCAUGAACAGGCACGAAGUGAUCGGGACAAGUUUGUCAAAAUUAUGUGGGAACACAUUAUGGCAGGAGAACAAGGAAACUUUGGAAAAGUGAACUCCAAAAAUCUGGGCCUUCCUUAUGACUACUCUUCUGUGAUGCACUACGGAGCGUAUGAUUUCUCCAGCACUCCUGGGAAACCAACUAUUGUACCAGUUCCUAACCCUUUGGUGCCCAUUGGGCAGAGAGAUGGGCUGAGUAACUUGGAUGUAGCUAAAAUCAACAAGCUCUACAAGUGCAAUUGCUGUAGCUCUGUAUUGCCAAAAACCAAAGGCUCAUUCUCCUCUGUCAAUUACCCAUCCCCAUAUCCGAACAAUAGCAACUGCCUGUGGUUGAUCCGCAUCCGUCGGAAUAAGGUAUUCCUGCAGUUUGAGGCUUUUGAUCUCCAAACCUCCUCAGACUGUUCAUCUGACUAUGUGAAAGUUUACAGUGGAAACAGCAAGAACUCUCCUGUCUUGCUGGACAAAUACUGUGGGCAAGGGCCGCUGCCUUCCAUCGUCGCUUCGGGAUCAACAAUGCUGGUAGAGUUUGCAAGUGAUGAGACUGUUACAGCCACAGGAUUCAAAUCCUCCUAUAGCAGGGUGAAUUGUGGAGGUACUUUCACAGACCCCAGUGGAGUCAUCACCUCUCCAAACUACCCCAAUAAAUACCCCAAAAACCAGGCAUGCUUCUGGGUCAUCAGCUCUCCAGUAGGAUACAAGGUAUCUCUUAAAAUGAUAUUCUUUGAGCUGGAGGAUAAUGACAGAUGCACCUAUGACUAUUUGCUCAUACAUGAUGGAAGCCGACCUACGUCACCAGCAGCUGGCCCUUAUUGUGGGACAAUGAAGGUUUCAGACUUCACUUCCACUGCAAACUUUGUGCUGGUUGAAUUUCACAGUGACACAGUUUGGGAGUUGCCUGGAUUCAAGCUGAGCUAUACAUUUCAUAGGUAACACUAUACAGAUGGGAACUGGAAAAUGCAGAAUGAAAGUAUGAGAACAACUAGCCACUGCUUCUGAGGCUCUAAGCUUUUUGUUACAGUAAUCCCAUUGCUGGUGUUUCUUGGUCAGAUACAGUGGAAAAACAAAUAAUGUAAGAGAAUUCUGUUACCUGUAGCAUUAGAAACCACCCAUGAAAGUUCUGGAGUAUUGCAAUGGAGCAACUUGUAUUCUGGAGUCUGUAUUCUGACAAUACUACUAUAUAACCCUAAUCUGCAUUCCAGUAUUCAUAUAGAAAAACCUUCAGACACAUUUGUUUAUGCUUUGAAACCACACUUGCUUAUACAGUGGGUACAAGCACAGUGGUUAGCCUGGAAAUGACAACUUCACACUGAAGAUACAUGUUAACAUUCCUGUGCAGCACUUCAACUCAACUAAUUGCAUUACUUUCAUAAGCAGAAACAGAGCAGGGAGCAGACUUGACUGAAGAAACUUAAGAAUGGCAAGAACCAGCAGUGAGAGAGAAGGAAUUGAGGGAAGUACAUAUUGCUGCCACUUUGUACAAGUAAGCUAUGGCCUGUGUCAGGUAUCAAAAUCUUUCACUGGGAUAUUACCAUGUUUGGUUUUCGUUUGUUGCUUGUUUGUUUUCUUCAAAAUGAGGCCUGAAAACAUAAUGGAAAGCCCUCUGGAUAGAAAUAGAGCCAAUAACUUUAGAGAACAUUACAUUAGGUGUGUGAAGUAUCUUGACUUCAGAGUGGCAUCUCCUCCCUCUCAUAAGUCUGAAGAAGAGGAAAAAAAAAAAAUCACUGUUCUGGACAUUAACAUUCUGUUAAUUCUUGAUGUACCAAGUUAAAGUAAAAUGCCACUGCAAAGCUGGAAUACAAUAAAAUGUAAUAAAUUUUCUUGCAGCAACUGUAUCCUUGUGAAGAAAAGCACACAGAAAAUGUCAGUUUCUUCCCAGUGCCAGGAAGACAACUAAGAAAAUCUUGAAUUAUGCAGAUUUUUCUUUUUUAAUGAUCUGUAAUGCUUUGCUUUUUAAGCACUGGAUAAUUUUUACCCUCAGAAGAACAUCUGAUGAGCUGUGGGCAUAAAGGUCUAGAGCCUGGCUGCACCGUGGAAGGAAACUGUAUGUAAAGCAGACAACAAAUACUUGUAGUUCUUAUGAGCUGAUCUGGCUAUGCAAACUAUUGAGGAAAUCAAGCGAGGAGGAGACACUUGGGUGUCUGUGGCAUAAGCCUGGGACAGUACCUGUGUGGUAUUAUCUCCUUAUCUUACUAAUAAAACGCUUUCUUCAGUUUGUGUAUCUGCAUGGA
Coturnix japonica (Japanese quail) is the source of this 3429-nucleotide messenger RNA. Its product is annotated as embryonic protein UVS.2-like. Lineage: Eukaryota; Metazoa; Chordata; Aves; Galliformes; Phasianidae. Gene Ontology annotation, biological process: proteolysis. Gene Ontology annotation, molecular function: zinc ion binding; metalloendopeptidase activity. The record is from RefSeq and is a predicted model, not a curated record.